Molecule: messenger RNA, 3102 nt
Organism: Sparassis crispa
Lineage: Eukaryota; Fungi; Basidiomycota; Agaricomycetes; Polyporales; Sparassidaceae
Exons: 4
Coding region: 1-3102 (1033 amino acids)
Biological process (GO): DNA integration
Molecular function (GO): nucleic acid binding; zinc ion binding
Source: RefSeq, a predicted model, not a curated record
AUGUCGAGUACUACCGAAUCUCGUGACAGCCUGUCGUCCUUGUUCCGAAUCGAGCAACUUCGCGAUGACAACUGGCUCCCAUGGAAGCGCCGUACUAUGGCGAUCUUGAGGGAGCGCGGUGUCUUGAAAUAUGUCAAUGAAACAUCGGAGAAGCUGAAGCCGGCAAAUGCAACAACACCAACGGCAGGAGAAACGGCGGUGAUCACGAAAUGGGUUGAGGGCGAUCAAAAAGCCCAGACCGUUAUCGAGCUGCUGUUGAGCGACUCGCAGAUGAUACACAUUGCGGAUGCUACAACGGCUGCGGAGAUGUGGAACCAAUUGAAGUUAGUAAAGGAGGCGAGUGGACAACUGGGGAUAAUGGCGUACCGAAGGAAAUUCUAUCGCACAGUUGCCACGGAAGGCAGCAAUAUCGCAGCGCAUAUCACGGAGCUCCGCCGGACACAGGAGCAGCUACACAUGAUGGGUAGCAAGGUGUCGGAUGAUGAAUUUCGAGCGAUCCUGAUCACAUCAUUACCGGAGUCUUGGGACCAGUUCACAUCUGCGUACCUGGGUGCAACAAGCCAGAAGGACAAGUUGCCGACAUCACAUGAAUUGAUAGCCAUCUUGCUCGAAGAAUACCGGCGCCAGCGAGAGAAAGGCGGUGCCGAUGAGUCUGUGCUGGCAGCGCGCGGGCGGUGGACCCAGCCGAAGAAUACCGCACAGGGCGGAACAGACAGGAAGUCCGACGCGGAGUGCUGGAAUUGCCACAAGCGUGGACACACUCAACAUGAGUGUUGGUCGAAAGGCGGCGGCAAGGCGGGUCAGGGACUGCGAAGUAAAAAAGGAGGCCAUGCGCAGGUGCACACGAACCAGGCACAGUCAACAAAUGAUGUGCUGCAAGAUGUUGCAUUCCGCACAGAUGAGGCAAUCGCUGACUCGGGAAUGACGUCGCACGUUACGAACCUUCGUGAUGCAAUAACGGACUUCAUGCCGCUUGAAGCCUCAUCGAUCACCGGCAUUGGUGACCAGAGCAUACGCGCACUUGGGCGCGGCACUGUGAAAGUCAAUAGCAGGAUAGGCGGCAAGACUUUUACCUUCUGUCUGAAGGAUGUGUUAUACGCACCAAAAGCAACGAAUAACUUGGUGUCGCUCACACGUUUGGAUGAGGCGGGCGGACAUUUUGAUGGUGGUGAUGGAGGGAUAACACUACGGGAGAGUGGCGGCCACGCCAUCGCUGAAGGCCGGAAAAUCGGCCGUUUGUACUUGCUCUAUAUGCGGGCCAAGAUCGCGACGCCGAUGAACGAACGCGCGAAUGUUGCACACGAAGAUAAUGACUCGUGGGAGUCGUGGCACCGAAGAUACGGACAUCUGGGUAUCACUGGAUUAGAAUGGCUAUACAAGGAGAAGAUGGUAGAAGGACUUACCAUUGACGAAAACUCAAUGCCGCUCACGCAGUGCGAAGCCUGCGUACAAGCUAAGCAGGCGCGUCGUGCAUACCCGAAGGAGGCGGAGGACCGCUCCCAGAUGCCAGGCGAGUUGACGCAUAGUGACGUCUGGGGCCCUGCACGUGUAGUAUCGAUCGCCGGAUCGCAUUACUACAUAUCGUUCACGGACAACUGCAUGCGGAGGUGCCAAGUCCUGUUCAUGAAACAUAAAACGCUGUACUCACCUUCGCAGAAUGGUGUAGCCGAGCAAUUUAACCGAACCUUGCUCGAGCUUGCACGCGCGAUGUUGAUCACGAAGAAUCUUCCAAGCUUUCUCUGGGCGGAAGCUGUUGCAUAUGCAGCAUACCUGCGAAAUCGAGCGCCGAUGAAGGCACUGCAUGGGAGAACCCCGGAAGAGGCGUGGACAGGCAAUAAACCCAAUGUUGCACACCUACGAGAAUUCGGAUCAGAUGUCUGGAUUCUGACGGAAGGUCAGAACCUCUCAAAACUCGAGCCAAAGUCGAAGAAGCACACCUUCGUGGGUUUUGCUGAUGGCCUGAAGGCCGUACGCUACUACGAUGCGGGUGCACGCUCGAUCCGAGUCUCGCGAAAUUUUGUGUUUGCAGAUGCCCCGAAACCAGUGAGUAACGUCCCUGUACACCAGUUUAAUGAUGGGGACAGGCUGCCGCUCGAGGGGGAGUCAGGGGGAGCUGUCAAGCAGCAGCCUCCCACAUCUGCAUCAAAACCAGCAUCAGUACCUGUCAAAGCUGAUCAGUCUAACAAGAAACACGAUGGAAACCACAUUACGGAGGAAGACUUACCUCCCGAGAUGCAGGAAAACAUGCGAGAGCGACCGACAUUCUUGCCUGCACCCCCAAAGAUCCCUCUUCAUUGUACGACCCGCGCCAUGCAGGAUCACGACUAUCGAAAGAUGGAUAACCCCCGUGCACAGCCCGCGAAGUCACGCGAGCCGCCGGGAGUGCCGAAAGAGAACGCACUGGGUGAAAGUGCGAAAGUCGCUGUGACGCCCGAAGAAUUUGAAGAGAUCGCGCAGGCGCUGUAUGCGACAGCGCUGGCAUCGGGCGACAGAACGGCGAGUGCAGGAGAUGAACCGCGAAGCCUCACGGAGGCCCAAGCCUCUCCGGAAUGGUCAGAAUGGGAAAAGGCUGUAAAAGCGGAAUAUGAUCAGUUGCAGGGCAUGGGGACUUGGGAGCUACAAGACUUACCAAAAGAUCGAAAUGCUGUGGGCUGCAAGUGGGUCUUCCAGAGGAAAACCAACAAGGAGGGUCAGGUUGUCAAGUACAAAGCCAGAUUGGUGGCACAGGGGUACUCACAGAUCCCAGGGAUGGAUUUCCUUGAAACCUUUGCCCCUGUACAGUCCGGGUGCGAAUGGAACCGCAAGCUGCAUCGCGAGCUGACAGAGCUCGGGUACAAGCGGCUGGAGGCGGAUCCAUGUGUAUACCUGCGGGAGCGAAAGGAAGGAGAAGUUCAGAUUAUCACGGUAUGGGUAGACGACUUACUGUUAUUCACCAACUCUCCGAAGCUCAUGGAGGAGCUCAAGCGCGACCUGCAGGACCUCUUCGAAGUCACGGACCUUGGUGAGCCGCAGAAAAUUGUUGGGAUUGAAAUUGAGCGAGAUAGGGAAGUGGGAACACUUCAAAUCUUGCAACAGCACUACAUCGAGAGCAUUCUCAAGUGA